Molecule: messenger RNA, 1778 nt
Organism: Leptinotarsa decemlineata (Colorado potato beetle)
Lineage: Eukaryota; Metazoa; Arthropoda; Insecta; Coleoptera; Chrysomelidae
Biological process (GO): regulation of transcription by RNA polymerase II
Cellular component (GO): nucleus
Molecular function (GO): RNA polymerase II cis-regulatory region sequence-specific DNA binding; DNA-binding transcription activator activity, RNA polymerase II-specific
Source: RefSeq, a predicted model, not a curated record
UUUUGUUCAAAAGUAAUUUUUGUACAGAUUCCGGGAACGUUUUUAUCAAAACAGAGGAUGAAACAGUCAUCGAGAAGGAAGAAGAUAGCUUCAGUAAAAAGAAGUCAUCAGCGUUAUGUCAAAAGGAGUCUGGCACUGCAAACGAUCAAAUCGGGAAACUUGAGAUGGUACAUACAACAGAGAGGCCCAGUUUGAAGAUCCACGAAAAACCACAAUCUGUCGAAAAAUCAUUUGAGUGUACAAUUUGCCCCAAGUCAUUUAUUCACAGUAGUUCUUUGAAAAUUCAUGAAAGAACACAUACUGGAAUAAAACCAUUUCAGUGCAGAAUCUGCUUGAAAUCGUUUAUUAGUAACAGUAAUUUGAAGGGACAUGAAAGAACUCAUACUGGGAUAAAGUCAUUUCAAUGUAAAAUAUGUCUGAAGUCAUUCAGUCGAAGAAGUCAUUUAAAAGAGCACGAAAUAAUUCAUACUGGUGAAAAACCAUUUCAGUGCAAAAUCUGCUCAAAGUCAUUCACUAAAUGUAGUUAUUGGAGAAUCCAUGAAAAAACUCAUAAUGAGGAAAAACCAUUUCAAUGUAAAAUCUGCCUAAAGUCAUUUAUUCAAAAUAGUAGUUUGAAAAGACAUGAAAGAAUCCAUACUGGAAAAAAAUCAUUUCAGUGUAAAUUCUGCUCGAGGUCAUUUUUUCAGAGUGGUAACUUGAAAUCACAUGAAAGAACGCAUACUGGUGAUGAAUCACUUCAGUGUACAAUUUGUCUGAAGUCAUUUGUUAACACUAAUUAUUUGAAAAUUCAUGAAAGAACACAUACUGGUGAAAAACCAUUUCAAUGCAAAAUCUGCUUGAAACCGUUUAAUAAUAAAAGUAAUUUGAAGGCACAUGAAAGAACUCAUACUGGGAUAAAAUUUCAAUGUAAAAUGUGCCCAAAGUCAUUUGUUUUGUGUAGUUCCUUAAAGUCCCAUGAAAAGAUACAUUCUGUCGAAAAAUUAUUUCAAUGUUCAAUUUGCCCCAAGUCAUUUAGUCGCAGUAGUUCUUUGAAAAUUCAUGAAAUAAUACAUACUGGAAUAAAACCAUUUCAGUGCAAAAUCUGCUUGAAAUCAUUCACUCAUAGUAGUAGUUUGAAAACACAUGAAAGAACUCAUAGUGGAAAAAAAUCAUUUCAAUGUAAAAUCUGCCAAAAGUCAUUUACUCACAAUAAUAAUUUGAAAAUUCAUGAAAGGCUACAUACUGGAAUGAAACCAUUUCAGUGCAUAAUUUGCUUGAAGUCAUUCACUGAAAGUAGUAGUUUGAAAACACAUAAAAGGACACAUACUGGUGAAAAGCCAUUUCAGUGUAAAAUCUGCUUCAAGUCAUUUACUCAAAACAAGAGUUUGAAAGCUCAUGAAAAAACUCAUUCAUAAUGCUUUUACAUCAUACGUUCAAGAAAAUAUGUUAUUAAUGAUUUACUAAUGGUAGUCAUUUCAUGUUUGUAGUAGAAAUGACCCACGACGAGUUUUUGCUUGAUUUAUUCGCCAAAGCAAGUAUAAUAUUGAUGUGUUUUCAGUUUUGUAGAUAUGUUUUUUGAUAAGCCUUAGUGCGAUUUAUUCACAAAAAUGAAAUUGAUAGAAAACUAUUUUUUUUGAGGACAAAAUACUAGUAUUACAGGAUUAGAUAUUCUGGUUCAUGACAUAUAAUGCUUAGUUAUGAUUAUUUGCCUCAUAUACCUUAAAUUAUGUCCGUUAUCUACCGGUUUGAGACCAGUAUUGUAUACGACUUUAUUUGUUUUAAUAUAUUUUUGAAAACUA